Molecule: messenger RNA, 917 nt
Organism: Carya illinoinensis
Lineage: Eukaryota; Viridiplantae; Streptophyta; Magnoliopsida; Fagales; Juglandaceae
Exons: 5
Coding region: 46-489 (147 amino acids)
Source: RefSeq, a predicted model, not a curated record
CUGUGUCGUGCAGGCAAAAGGAAGCGCAGAGAGAUCUUCGACUCCAUGAAUUUUAAUAUUCAGAAGAGUUCGGAUACUUGUAUGGAUGGUGUAGAAGACAUUUUGGGGGCAAAUAGGCUUGAAGAUGUGACUUGGCUUUGUUCCCUCUCUGAGUCAGAGCUUGAUAUGCUGAUAAGCUUAAAGAUAAUGCUCAUCCAACGUGCAAAAGUAAUUGGCCAUGAAAGUCUAGCUGAAAAUUUUGAUCUGAAGAUGCUUCGAGCCCUUGGAAUGUCUUUCUCUAUUGGGUUCAUUUUGAUGGAAUAUUUGAAAGGAAAGGGUAAGGAUUUAUCACUUGGUCCUGAAGACUCUGCUGCAUUUAUGGAUCACUGCAAAUUAUUGAAAUGUAAUGUUGAAGAAAUUGUGAGCCUAGAAGAAUUAAAGGCACUUAUUGGUCCCGACUCCAAGAAGAGACUGGCAAAAAGACAGAGCAAAGGUGUGGCCUCAAACUAGAGAGAUAUCAAGAAGAUCAUCAUGAAAGCUGAUCAAGCCAAGUCAAAAUGCUUGAUAAUUAGAAUUUAUCCCUAGUAGAAAGGAACAUGAAUGAGAAGGCUUUCGAUUCUCUGCACUGUCAUGAUGCAUAUUGAAGGCAAACUAGCAACCUUUUACCCUUCUGAAGCAAGUACACGACAUCGAACUACAUAGCGGAUUUUACAUACAAGUCUACUCUUAGAAGAGGAUUCUUUUGUUUCUUUGUUUUCAUCAAAAUUAUAGGUUGAAAAUAUAUGUUUCUUACUAUAUGCUGAUUACUCACCUUGGUGGAAUCCUUGUAUUAUGAUUUUGUGAAAUUAGACUAGUCUUCUUCUUAAAUGGUUCGUCAUGUCUAUCAUGAUCAUCUUACAGAUUGUUCCCAUCAUUAAUGAAAUGCAUGUUUAAGAUCA